AUCUCUAUCCACAUCGGCCAGGCUGGUGUCCAGAUGGGCAAUGCCUGCUGGGAGCUGUACUGCUUAGAACACGGUAUCCGGCCUGAUGGUAUUAUGCACAGAGACUGGACUUAUGGAGCUGCAGAUAACUCCUAUGUUACCUUCUUCAGUGAGACAGGUGCUGGAAAACUUGUCCCACGAGCUCUGUUUAUUGACUUAGAGCCAACCGUGAUUGAUGAGGUCCGUACUGGCACCUAUCGACAACUCUUCCACCCUGAGCAGCUCAUUACUGGCAAGGAAGAUGCUGCCAACAACUAUGCUCGUGGACACUACACCAUUGGCAGAGAGAUUGUUGAUCUGGCACUGGACAGAAUACGCAAACUGGCUGAUGAUUGCACUGGACUCCAGGGUUUCCUCUUGUUCCAUAGCUUUGGUGGAGGCACUGGUUCUGGUUUCACUUCCCUUUUGAUGCAGUGUCUUACUGUCGACUACGGCAAGAAAACCAAAUUUGAAUUUACCAUCUAUCCAGCUCCUCAGAUCUCAACAGCUGUAGUUGAACCCUACAAUGCCAUCCUCACAACCCACACCACUCUUGAACAUUCUGACUGUUGUUUCAUCGCAGACAACGAAGCCCUUUAUGACAUCUGUCGCAGAAAUUUGGACAUUGAACGUCCGACCUACACCAACCUGAACCGGCUGCUCGCUCAGGUUGUGUCCUGUAUUACGUGCUCACUUCGCUUUGAAGGUGCUUUGAAUGUUGAUCUUGUAGAAUUCCAGACAAACUUGGUUCCAUAUCCACGCAUCCAUUUUCCUCUGAUUGCCUAUGCCCCUGUCAUCUCUGCUGAGAAGGCUUACCAUGAGCAACUCUCGGUGGCUCAGCUCACCAAUGCUUGUUUUGAGCCAGCCAACCAGAUGGUCAAAUGUGACCCUCGCAGUGGCAAGUACAUGGCUGUAAGUAUGCUCUAUCGAGGGGACGUGGUGCCAAAAGAUGUCAAUUCUGCUAUUGCCUCCAUCAAGACCAAACGUUCCAUUAGAUUUGUGGACUGGUGUCCAACCGGUUUCAAGGUCGGCAUCAAUUACCAGCCUCCAACUGUUGUACCUGGUGGGGACCUGGCCAAGGUGCUGCGUGCCGUGUGUAUGUUGAGUAACAGCACAGCCAUUGCUGAAGCCUGGGCUCGCCUCAAUCACAAGUUUGAUCUGAUGUAUGCCAAGCGUGCCUUUGUACAUUGGUAUGUGGGUGAGGGGAUGGAGGAAGGGGAAUUCUCAGAAGCUCGUGAUGAUUUGGCAGCCCUGGAGAAAGACUAUGAAGAAGUUGGUAUUGACAGUGCUGAACUUGACCGUGAGGAAUAUUAG
Molecule: messenger RNA, 1332 nt
Organism: Stegostoma tigrinum
Lineage: Eukaryota; Metazoa; Chordata; Chondrichthyes; Orectolobiformes; Stegostomatidae
Product: tubulin alpha-1B chain-like
Exons: 3
Coding region: 34-1332 (432 amino acids)
Biological process (GO): mitotic cell cycle; microtubule cytoskeleton organization
Cellular component (GO): microtubule; cytoplasm
Molecular function (GO): GTP binding; structural constituent of cytoskeleton
Source: RefSeq, a predicted model, not a curated record